Molecule: messenger RNA, 1248 nt
Organism: Lichtheimia ornata
Lineage: Eukaryota; Fungi; Mucoromycota; Mucoromycetes; Mucorales; Lichtheimiaceae
Exons: 4
Coding region: 1-1248 (415 amino acids)
Cellular component (GO): intracellular anatomical structure
Molecular function (GO): FMN binding; NADP binding; NADPH dehydrogenase activity
Source: RefSeq, a predicted model, not a curated record
AUGGAUCCUAUCCCUGCUAUUGCUCACAAUACCAAAGUUUCUCCCGGCAGUGUCAUCGAUCCUGAGACUGCAAAGGGUGUACUCUUAUUUACGCCUUCCACCAUUCGCUCUAUCAAUAUACAAGAUAUGGAUGCUUAUGGAUUUAUCGGUUCAUUAGGUAUUCUAGCAUUGAUGGUUUCAUGGAACGAGUUUCAUCUUGCCCAUUAUUUGUCGUUUGCUUUGCGAGGUGCUGGUUUGAUCAUUAUGGAGUCUACUGCUAUUGAGCCACAAGGUCUUAUUUCUCCUCAUGAUACGGGUCUUUGGAAGGAUGAACAAAUUGGUCCUAUGAAGCGUGUGGUGGAUGCCAUCAAAUCUCAAGGCAGUGUAGCUGGUCUUCAAAUUGCUCAUGCAGGUCGUAAAGCAUCCAUGGGAUCGCCAUUUGCUGGUUAUCGUCUUUUAUCUGAAUCGGAGGAUGGUUGGCCCAACGACAUUUGGGGUGCUUCUGAAGUGCCGUAUGACGAAGAGCAUGGCAAACCACAUACGUUGAGCAAGGAACAAAUCAAGAAUCUCGUUCAAAAGUUUGUUGAUACCACUGUACGUGCUGAUAAGGCUGGUGUCGAAGUGCUUGAAAUUCAAGGUGCUCAUGGUUAUUUGCUGCAUAAUUUCUUGUCAGGCGACUCCAACAAGCGGACCGACGAAUAUGGUGGAUCCCUUGAAAAUCGUAUGCGUUUUCCUCUUGAAGUCGCACGUGCCGUGCGUGCUGCAUGGCCUGAGCACAAGCAAUUAUGGCUUCGUUUUUCGUCAACCGAUUUCAAAGAUAUUGAUCACUUUGCUCAUGACAGGGAUGGUUGGGAUGUGUAUCAAGCCAUUGAGUAUGCCAAGGAACUCAAAAAGAUCGGCGUUGAUGUUAUUGAUUGCUCUGCGGGUGGCAAUUUAUCAGGUGUCAAGUAUCCCACUGCUCCUCAUUUUCAAGUACCCUUUGCCGAGGCUGUCAAGCGUGAUGCCGAUAUUCCCACGGCUGCUGUUGGUUUGAUCACUGAUCCUCUUGAAGCUGAAAAGGUGCUUCAAGAAAACAAGGCUGACUUUAUCCUUUUGGCCAGAGAGUUUAUACGCAAUGACAAUUGGACCAUGCGUGCUGCUCAAGAGCUUGGUGUUCGUGUAAAGUGGGCUGGUCAAUACGAGCAUGCUGAUGAAGAGAAUUGGGUUGGCAAGAAGAAGAAUGCUGUUUUGGUCAAAGAAUUGCUUGUCCCUGAUCCGUCCAAAGCAUGA